AACAUCACCAAGAAAUAGUACGACUCCCUAGAAUAGCAAUCACAAUGGUCAAAGACAAGAACACCGUCAUCGAGUACUUUGCCCUGCCGGCCCUGCCGAGUCUGCCCUAAUCCUAAGCUAACCCACAACCAGGGAAUUCAACGACCUGGUCAAUAUGACCCCCAACGAACUCCGCGACUGGCUCAAAGAGGAACAGUCUCAGUCUUCCGGAUGGAGUGGUGAAUCAGGAGAGACAAUCGGACAUGAAAGCGGUCGCAAGAUCGUCGACAUUCUAGAGCACAAUCCAUCCAAGGAUCCAGAAGGAUAUACCGACCAGGACAUCGAUCACAUGCGGCGGGUAGUGUCGUAUUGUAAGCGGCAUUUGGCGCAGGAAGAGAAAGCCAAGCAGGAUCCGAACAGUAAGAGCCAUCGGUCGUUGAAGAACUGGGGACACGAUCCAUUUAAGUCCUGAUUCUAGACGUGCACAUAUGUAACACGCAGUGAUCGGUAUGUACGCUAUGUACGCUAUGUAUGCGAUAUACGUAGAAUAAUUGUUACGUCUAUAUUCAUUAUCAAAUUACUAUCUUUUACACCAUCUUGAUAGACUCGUAUUCCUCCC
Molecule: messenger RNA, 598 nt
Organism: Aspergillus pseudotamarii
Lineage: Eukaryota; Fungi; Ascomycota; Eurotiomycetes; Eurotiales; Aspergillaceae
Product: DUF3140 domain-containing protein
Exons: 2
Coding region: 155-451 (98 amino acids)
Source: RefSeq, a predicted model, not a curated record